GUUGCCAAGUUAGUGGAGGAGAACGAUUUGAAAAAUGAUAAACAAGUUGCUUGUGCUUCUGGCAAUUGUGGGCUGUGUUCAUGGACAACUCUUUAAGCCAAAAUGCCCACCACGUGGAUGUGGCCUAGUCUGUGAUCAGCAAUACUGUGCAGAGGGCACCACGCAUGUGGGUUGCAUCAAGAAAAUCGUAUUUUCGAAACAUUGUGGCUUGGGAGUGCAUCGUUAUGUGCAUGUUGAUGGCUCGCUGAGGGAAGACAUACUCCAGUAUGUGAAUGUCUUUCGCAAUCGUGUGGCAAGCGGCUUGUUCAACAUGUCAGCAGCGGCACACAUGCCCACCAUGGCCUGGGAUGAGGAUCUGGCCAGUUCGUCCAAAGUCUUGGUUCACAAUUGCGAUCAUAAGGGCAAACUCUGCUCGAAUACGGAGAAAUACAAUUUUGUAGCAACGAUUGAGCUGUCGGGCUCUUUGAAGAAUUACCAGAAUGUGGCCAAGGAUUUAAUUGACGUCUUAGUGCCCACAUGGCUUGGUGAUUUGUCCGGUUGUCGCAUGGAUCGCGAACAUCACAUACGUCCCAGAACCAAAGGCGCCUGUGUAGGACAUUAUAUUCCCUUGCUGCAAGACAGAGGGGAUCGCAUGGGUUGCGCGGUGCGUUUAACUGAGAAUCUGAAUCCCAAAGGUGUCUCGUCGGUGACCAUGAUCUGUAAUUUAUCCCGUGCUAAUGUUAAUGAUAUGCUACCCUAUGAUGUGGGUCUGGUGCCUGGGGAGGAUUGCGCAGCUGGCCGAAGUAGUGUAUAUGAAUUCCUCUGCGAUCCCGAAGAGCAAGUCGAUAACAAUUACGUGGAAGCCAUCAGUGAAGCCGAGGGAUGUCAACCAAGUGAGAAAUAAACGAUUGUUACAAAAUAAAUAAACCCAGUUUAUUAUGACUCGUA
This is a messenger RNA of Drosophila innubila, 927 nucleotides long. RefSeq names its product antigen 5 like allergen Cul n 1. Bases 35 to 883 code for a protein of 282 amino acids. The transcript is spliced from 3 exons. NCBI's taxonomy places the organism in Eukaryota, Metazoa, Arthropoda, Insecta, Diptera, Drosophilidae. The record is from RefSeq and is a predicted model, not a curated record.